Molecule: messenger RNA, 1656 nt
Organism: Rosa chinensis
Lineage: Eukaryota; Viridiplantae; Streptophyta; Magnoliopsida; Rosales; Rosaceae
Exons: 3
Coding region: 1-1656 (551 amino acids)
Molecular function (GO): nucleic acid binding; RNA-DNA hybrid ribonuclease activity
Source: RefSeq, a predicted model, not a curated record
AUGCCGGUUGCGGACAUGUUGGUAGACGCAGUUGCAGGGCACGAAUUGUUGUCUUUCAUGGAUGGCACAGCGGGAUAUCACCAGAUUCCGGUCGCGGAGGAAGAUAGACACAAGACCGCAUUCCGCUGCCCUGGGUUUGCAGGAGUUUUCGAAUAUGUGGUCAUGCCUUUUGGACUGAAGAAUGCCAGAGCAACAAAAGUUUUCGAGCGCAUGCAGCUACACAAGCUUAAGAUGAAUCCCGCCAAGUGUGUUUUUGGAGUUCAGGCAGGAGAUUUCCUGGGAUUCAUUGUCCAUCAAAGAGGCAUUGAGGUCCCUGAGGAUAAAGCAAACGCGGUCAUCAAUGCAUCUCCCCCGCGAACGAAGAAAGAAUUACAGCGACUAUUGGGUAGGAUCAACUUUUUGCGACGAUUCAUUUCUAACUCUUCAGGCAAAAUCCAUCCGUUUUCCCCACUGUUGAAGUUGCAAGGACAGAACGAGUUUGUGUGGGAACCUAAACACCAAGAGGCUUUCAACAAAAUCAAGGCCUAUCUGGCAAGCCCGCCAGUGCUUGUUCCUCCUAGAGCAGGAUUUCCAUUAAAGUUGUAUGUUUCAGCAGCUGAGGCUUCCAUUGGCAGCCUUCUCGCUCAGGAUGAUGAAAAUGGUGUUGAACAUGCCAUCUUUUACCUCAUCAAAUAUAUGCUAUCACGACCUAUCUUGAGAGGCCGUAUUGGCAAGUGGGUGCUCGCCCUAUCAGAAUUCUCACUACAGUAUGUGCCACAAAAAGCAGUAAAGGGGCAAGCCAUCGCAGACUUUCUGGCACAUCACCCUAUGCUGGAUGUCCCCGCGGUUAGAGAUUUAGAGGUCGCUGCCACAACUUUAGAUCGCCUGGAUUUAGCGUGCUUGCCAGAGUACGCCACGCUUUAUCAAGCCAUAGUCUCACUCCAGCCUUGGGUGUUAUAUUUUGACGGGUCAAGAACAGAUACGCUAGCAGGAGCAGGGGUUGUCUUGGAAAACCCGGCCGACGAUCAAUUUUCCUACUCUUUCCAGUUGGAGUUCCGGUGUACCAAUAACCAAGCAGAGUAUGAGGCCCUCAUUAUAGGCCUAGACGUACUACUGGAAAUGGAAAUCAGAGAUGUACAAAUACUUGGCGAUUCUCUCUUGGUUAUCAAUCAGUUGUGCAACGAGUUCAGAUGCAAUAGCUUCACGUUGGUUCCUUAUUGGAACAGGGCAUUAGACUUGUUGGACCAGUUUGAUAACAUGCAUCUUGAGCACAUUCCUCGUGACCGAAAUUUUGCAGCAAACGAGUUGGCCCAGCUGGCAACAGGGGUAACAUUGAUAUGUGGCGUGCGGGAGAGAAUCCUUAAAGUCGAGCGUCGCACGCUUCCUUCAUGGAUGGCGAGAAGAGAUCCUCCAGAUGAUACCUCAGUCACAACCCUGGAACCCAUUGACGUAGAUUGGCGCAUCCCUUUGAUCGCUUAUCUCAAGCAGCCAGAUCCCACUGCCGACAGGAAGAUUCGUUUUCUUGCACUAAAUUACUUUCUUAGAGGUGACGAGCUGCGACGACAUGGAAAAGAUGGCAUAGACUUCAGAUGUAUUUAUGGUUGCGAAGCGAAACAACUCAUGCACGAAGUUCAUUCCGGCAUUUGCGGUGCUCACCAAGCAGGUCCAAAGAUGUGA